Messenger RNA from Paramisgurnus dabryanus, 1411 nucleotides. RefSeq lists its product as uncharacterized. Gene Ontology annotation, molecular function: structural molecule activity. NCBI's taxonomy places the organism in Eukaryota, Metazoa, Chordata, Actinopteri, Cypriniformes, Cobitidae. The record is from RefSeq and is a predicted model, not a curated record. Gene Ontology annotation, cellular component: bicellular tight junction; membrane.
GCUUUAUUCCCACGUUCAUACAGACGGAAAAAUACUCACUCUCUUUUCCACAACGAGCAAGGGAAUCGUUUUAACAUGGUAUCCGCUGUGCUACAGAUGCUGGGCACAGCCCUGGCUAUCAUCGGUUGGAUCUGCGUUAUCGUUACCUGCGCUGUGCCCAUGUGGCGCGUCACAGCGUUCAUCGGACAGAACAUAGUCACUGCCCAGACCAACUGGGAAGGUAUCUGGAUGAGUUGUGUGGUACAGAGCACCGGACAGAUGCAGUGUAAAGUCUACGACUCCAUGCUGGCCCUCAGCUCAGACCUCCAAGCGGCUCGCGCCAUGUGCAUCGUCUCCAUCCUGGUGGGCCUCGUCGGUAUCAUGCUGGCAGGGGUGGGAGGGAAAUGCACCAACUGCAUCGAGGAUGAGAGUACCAAAGCCAAAGUAGGCCUUGUUUCGGGAGUGGUUUUCAUCAUCUCUGGAGUUCUGUGCUUGAUUCCGGUCUGCUGGACCGCCAACACCAUCAUAAGGGACUUCUACAACCCUUUGGUCGCCAGCGCACAGAAGAAUGAAUUAGGAGCUUCCUUCAACAUGGGAAGGAUCGCUAAAGAGAUUUCAGGACAAGUCCUGUGCUUCGUGGGAUUUGUUGGCGUAUGCCUGAGUUGUGGCCUUCCCAUGUGGCGGGUCACGACAUACAUCGGUGCCAACAUCGUCUCGGGUCAGAUCGUCUGGGACGGUUUGUGGAUGAAUUGUGUGAUGCAGAGCACAGGACAGAUGCAGUGUAAAAUCCAAGACUCAAUAAUGAAACAGACGCAGGACUUGCAAGCGGCACGGGCGCUGACGGUCAUCGCUAUACUAAUCAGCUUCGUUGGAAUGCUCUUGACGUUUGUCGGAGGACAAUGCAGUAGCUGUCUGAAGAGAGAGAGCUCCAUGGCUAAAGUCCUGAUCCUAGGUGGCAUCCUCUGCAUCAUAGCCGGAGUCGUUUGUCUCAUCCCUGUCUGCUGGUCCUGUGCCUACACCAUUUACGAUUACGAGAGUGUUCUCACCAUUCAGACCCAAAAAAGGGAGCUCGGAGCAUCCAUUUACAUCGGCUGGGGUGCUGCAGGAUUACUUUUGUUCGGAGGGAUCAUUUUGUGUACUUCCUGCCCACCGAGAGAAGAUAUGCAUGCCAAUUACCCUGCCAUGUACCCAUACCAAGGACCUAUGUAUGGGCCUCCAGGAACUUAUAUGCCUCCCAAAACAUAUGCCCCUAGCGUUACAUAUACUGGAACUGGGACGUAUGUUCCCAACAAACCUAUAUAUGCAGCUGUUCCAGGACAAUAUCUUUAAUUGGCACAUAUUUCUCACUGUUGUCUGUCGCUUUUGAAUUUAACUUGUAUUUACAUCAGUGUUUUGUUAUUUUGAAUGUAUAUACUCAACAAACUUUCUAUUA